ACUAGAUAAAGUCUCCUGUAUUAAACACUCUCCGCGCACACAUCUGUCUCCGGCUCGGAUGCGCGCGCGUCUGAAUGCGCGUUCACUGUGGAAAAAUGCUUCACCGCUCCAGAAUAUAUGGAUGAAACGCAAAGUCGCAAAGUGGAAGGUGGAUCCGUGAGGAAAGUUGUGAUUUCAAGAUGUUCUGGGUUUGUUCGUGUGCUCUUGUGCUUAUGGUGCUGGAUAGUAAUGCGGUGGCCGUGCCUGCGUGGACUGAACACACGGUUGGCAGUUUUCAGUUGCGUAAACCAUGUGCGCAGAAACUGUCGUCUGUGGACUCAAAGACCCAUGGAGGAGCAGUGAGAUCCAAACGCUACGCCAUCAACCCACUGGGAUACAGAUGGGAGCAUUUCAACGUCAGCUACAAGAUCACAAAGUUCCCCAACACGCUGAAUAAAGACGAUACCCGUAAAGCCAUCAGCAUCGCCUUCACCAAAUGGAGCGACGUCUCUCCUCUGACUUUCACGGAAAUCACCAACACCAGCAAAAGUGCCGACAUCACCAUAGGUUUCUACACGUACAACCACACAGAUUGCUGGCGCUCUCCACUGCACCCGUGUUUUGAUGGACUGAACGGUGAGCUGGCACACGCUUUCCUCCCUCCACGUGGAGAAAUACACUUUGACAACCAUGAGUUCUGGAUUCUGGGCAAAUCCCGCUUCAGCUGGAAACAAGGCGUGUGGUUGAAUGACCUGGUUCAAGUGGCUGCUCAUGAAAUCGGUCACGCUUUAGGCCUCUGGCAUUCACAGGACCCCAAUGCAUUAAUGCACCCUAAUGCAACAUACACGGGUCAGAGGAACAUCGCUCAAGAUGAUAUCUGGGGCAUCCAGCGUCUUUACGGAUGCAUGGACAAGAAGCGUGUGUGUGAUCCUUGGGCCCGUUUGGGUUUCUGUGAGAGGAGACGGAGCUUCAUGAAGAAAAACUGCCCGCAGCGCUGCGACCUGUGCUACGAGCCUCUGGAUGCAGUUUCCACACCGACCCCUCCUCCGGAAAAUGUCAAGAUCAAAAUUGUGCCUCGUGGAAAAGUUGUGGGCUUCCGCUGUGGGACAAAAAGCACCAGAGUGCCUCCAAAAGUCAGCUGGUACAAAGACGGUGAGCAGUUGCUGACGUCCAUUCCUGGCUAUAUAGUAAUUAAAGAUCGGGACCUGCGGCUUGUGGCCAAUGAGUUCAACGAAGGCACGUACACCUGCCGCAUCCAUCGACGCGGCACCAUCGUCUCUGCAAACUCAUGGGCCAUUCGGCUGAAGCCGGAGCAGUCGUCCAACAACAGCUGAUGGCGGAUGUGUUCAUCACUCGUGCUCUACCUCCAGACUGCAGAGCCGCUCACAGUCACACGUGUCUGUCUGAUGCUCAGAGCCGUAAUGGACGACACGCACAGGCAGACCAGAGGCCAGAAUGUCAGAGGCAAUACUGUGGAAGAAGCAUCAGCUAGAUUUACUUCUGCAGCCAUGACAAAGGUGCUUGUUUAUUAACAUACAUGCCACUUUUGAGGCAUUUGUAGUUUUAGAGAUGCUUAAAAUAUGACGGAGAGUUUGAUGGAAAAUCAAAACUGACGUCUUUCAUUUGUUUGCAAGAGUAGCGUUUUGUACACUGUGGUGAAAUAAAAAAUCAGUAGUGCAU
Danio rerio (zebrafish) is the source of this 1659-nucleotide messenger RNA. RefSeq names its product matrix metallopeptidase 23bb (gene mmp23bb). Gene Ontology annotation, cellular component: extracellular matrix. The record is from RefSeq and is marked provisional. Gene Ontology annotation, molecular function: metallopeptidase activity; zinc ion binding; metalloendopeptidase activity. Gene Ontology annotation, biological process: proteolysis. NCBI's taxonomy places the organism in Eukaryota, Metazoa, Chordata, Actinopteri, Cypriniformes, Danionidae.